UGAUCGAAGAAACCAACGAAAGUCUCCAACUUCAUUCAUUCUCUAACUUGUUUAGUGCCUACAGUUGUGCCACAUGUUGCCAUCCAUGUGGGAUGCUAGCAGCAGUUUGAAGUAUGAAGAUCUCAGAGAAGCUCUCACCAUCUUCCUCAUUAUCUUGGCACCUGUUAGUUUCUGGUCCUUCCGGACUUGGAUCAAGCACUCAAGGAACCCGAAACACGCUCCAUUGCCACCAGGUCCUCAUGGUGUUCCACUACUUGGUUACCUUCCAUUUUUACGUUCCAACCUUCACCACCAGUUCACAGACUUGUCAAGAAUUUAUGGCCCGAUUUACAAGCUCCAACUCGGUACCAAACUAGGUAUUGUGGUCAGCUCACCAUCCCUUGUGAAAGAAGUGGUUCGUGAUCAAGACGCAAUAUUUGCCUACCGAGACCUUACUGUUGCAGCACGAAUUCUUUCACAUGGAGGAUCGGAUAUAGUCUUCGGCCACGGUCCAGAUUGGAGGAGGAUGCGCAAGGUGCUCGUGAGCCAGAUGCUAAGCAAAACCAACCUUGACGGUUGCUAUGCUCUGAGGAAAGAAGAGGUAGUGAAGUCAACUGGUCAUAUUUUUAGAGACAAAAUUGGCACCCCAAUUGAUAUGGGAGAAUUUGCAUUUUCCACGACCAUCAACAUAACCAUGCGCAUGUUAUGGGGUGGGACUCUACAAGGAGAGAAGAAAUCUGAUGUUGCAUCCGAAUUCAGGAAGGUGGUGGAGGAAAUGGUCGAGUUACUUGAGCAACCAAACGUCUCGGACUUUUUUCCUGCGCUUGCUAGAUUUGAUCUACAGGGAAUUGGGAGUCGAGCAAAGAAACUUCUGUCAGUAACGGAUAAUAUUUUCGAUUUGGCCAUAGAAGAGGAGAUGAAUAAGGCUAAAAAUGAGCGAGUGCCAGAAGACCAUGGAAGGAAGGGCUUUCUGCAGUUUCUCUUGGAGAAUAAUAAUCAUCAAGAAAGUGAAGCAUCGCUUACAAUACAGCAAAUGAAGGCCUUGCUCACGGACAUUGUGGUGGGAGGAACCGAUACCACAGCAAUAACUAUAGAAUGGACAAUGGCUGAGCUUUUGCAGCAUCCGGAUAAAAUGAGAAAGGUCCAAGAAGAACUAACAGAAAUUGUGGGGAUGAACAACUUUGUUGAAGACUUUCAUUUGCCGAAAUUGAAAUAUUUAGAUGCCGGAAUUAAAGAAACCUCCCGAUUGCACCCAGCAGGGACCCUUCUACCACCGCGCUGCCCUAGCCAAUCCACCACUAUUGGUGGCUGUCACAUUCCCAAAGGUUCGAGAGUUUUUCUGAAUAUGUGGUCCAUUCAUAGAGACCCUAGCGUUUGGGCCAAUCCCUUGGAAUUUAGACCAGAGAGGUUCCUAAACACCGACCCUAAUAACAGCUUUGAUUACUUGGGCAAUAAGUUUCAGUUUCUUCCAUUUGGUUCCGGGAGAAGAAUAUGUGCUGGGAUUCCCUUGGCAGAGAGGCUGUUAAUCUAUGUGUUGGCUUCGUUCUUGCAUUCAUUCGAGUGGAGUUUGCCUGACAAUACGAAGGUUGACCUUUCGGACAAAUUCGGGUUUGUGACUAAGAAGGUGACUCCGUUGAUUGCUGUACCAAAACCCAGGUUAUCUAACUUGGAGCUAUAUGCUUAGUUAAAUCUCUUGAAUUGCUUCACUCUAUAUAUAAACUUGCAGUAUGAAAUGAUCUAUUGUACAAUUAUCCAUUACAAUAUAAAUAAUAUUAUAAUAAAAACAAUAAUUGGGAGUGUC
Argentina anserina (silverweed cinquefoil) is the source of this 1780-nucleotide messenger RNA. Its product is annotated as labd-13Z-ene-9,15,16-triol synthase, chloroplastic-like. The coding region runs from base 74 to 1663 and encodes 529 amino acids. The record is from RefSeq and is a predicted model, not a curated record. Lineage: Eukaryota; Viridiplantae; Streptophyta; Magnoliopsida; Rosales; Rosaceae. The transcript is spliced from 2 exons. Gene Ontology annotation, molecular function: monooxygenase activity; oxidoreductase activity, acting on paired donors, with incorporation or reduction of molecular oxygen; iron ion binding.